UCACUUGCCAAACAAAAAUCCUAUUUCUCUCUGCACCAUCUUUUCUCCGUUUUUCACUUCAUUUCUCCCACCCUCUCCUCUCUCGUUGCGCCUCCACACUGUUCUAUGCGCGCCCCCCUCCUCUUCCACCAACGCAACCACCGCAGUGACAACCACAACCAUUCUCCACCACCACACCACCGAGCUGGAUUCUCUCUCUUCUCUCCUACGCAUCUCCAUGCGCCGCUGGUUCAGCGGUUUCGUUGAUUAACCCCCUCCCUCCCUCUGUAAAUACACACAACCGCCGCAAAAACUCCCACUCUCUCUUCUGAUUCCAAAAGCGAUAUCGUUUCAUCACUUCCGAAAGCUAGGGUUUCGAAAACAAAUCUCCAUUUCCUAAAAAAUCUGUACAUGCUAUUCUUGUUUUUUAGGGAUUUGGAUGGCAUUGGGAGAGUUAACGGCGUCAAGAUUCUCCUCACAAUCAUCAGUUGCUUUGGUUUCCAACCAUUACGAUGAUUUUCCGUCAAGUCACGGAGACGACGCUCUUGAUUCAGCAAGAAGAGAUAAUAACAGUGAUACUAAUCAUAAUUGCAGCAGCAGCAGCAGCAAUAAUAAUAGAGAUAGAGAUUCUGAUACUGCUAGCACUAGUAAUUACGGCGGAGGCAAUGCGACGACAGGAAGUACAGCCGCGACGACGACUAGUAUGGCGUAUUUGCCUCAGAGUGCUGUUUUGAGUGAGCUUAGACAUGAGGCAUUUGAAGCUUCAGUGCCUACUGGUCCGUCUGAUAGUGGACCUGUUUCAAAAUGGCGGCCGAAGGACAGAAUGAAGACUGGAUAUGUAGCUCUAGUUUUAUGUUUAAACAUCAGUGUUGAUCCUCCGGAUGUAAUAAAGAUAUCCCCUUGUGCCAGAAUGGAAUGCUGGAUAGAUCCAUUUUCAAUGGCACCUCAAAAAGCUCUUGAAACAAUUGGAAAAAACUUAAGCAUUCAGUAUGAAAGGUGGCAACCUAAGGCCCGCUACAAGGUUCAACUUGAUCCCACAGUUGAUGAAGUGAAGAAACUUUGUAAUACAUGCCGAAAACAUGCCAAGUCCGAGAGAGUUCUGUUUCAUUACAAUGGGCAUGGUGUUCCAAAGCCAACUGCUAAUGGUGAAAUCUGGCUUUUCAAUAAGAGCUAUACACAAUAUAUUCCCUUGCCAAUCAGUGAUCUUGAUUCCUGGCUAAGGACACCAUCAAUCUAUGUUCUUGAUUGCUCUGCUGCUGGGAUGAUAGUCAAUGCAUUUCUAGAGCUUCAUGACUGGAGUGCUUCUGGCUCUGCUGGGUCCGUGAGCAAUUGCAUUCUGCUUGCAGCCUGUGAAGCACAUGAGACUUUGCCACAAAGUGAUGAAUUUCCAGCUGAUGUGUUCACUUCAUGCCUCACCACUCCUAUCAAGAUGGCAUUGAAAUGGUUUUACAGACGUUCACUUCUUUGUGACUCCCUUGACUACUCAUUAAUUGAUAAAAUUCCUGGACGGCAAAACGAUCGUAAAACACUUCUGGGAGAAUUGAACUGGAUCUUUACUGCAGUGACAGACACUAUUGCUUGGAAUGUUCUUCCCCGUGAUCUUUUUCAGAAGUUGUUCAGACAAGAUUUGUUAGUUGCCAGUCUGUUCAGAAAUUUCUUACUUGCUGAAAGAAUUAUGCGUUCGGCAAAUUGUUCUCCGAUUUCUCACCCAGUGUUGCCACCAACCCAUCAGCAUCAUAUGUGGGAUGCAUGGGAUAUGGCUGCUGAAAUUUGCCUCUCGCAGCUUCCAUCUAUGGUCGAGGACCCCAAUGCGGAAUUCCAGCCGAGUCCUUUUUUUACUGAACAACUGACGGCUUUUGAGGUGUGGUUGGACCAUGGCUCUGAACAUAAGAAGCCACCUGAGCAGUUACCUAUUGUUCUUCAGGUUCUGCUUAGUCAAAGCCAUCGUUUCCGGGCACUGGUCCUUCUGGGGAGAUUCCUUGAUAUGGGACUUUGGGCAGUAGAUCUGGCUUUAUCUGUUGGAAUAUUUCCAUAUGUUUUGAAGCUGUUGCAAACAACAACACCAGAACUAAGGCAAAUUCUUGUAUUCAUAUGGACAAAAAUUCUAGCACUUGAUAAGUCAUGCCAGGUUGACCUUGUUAAGGAUGGGGGACAUACAUAUUUUAUUAGGUUUCUCGAUAGCUUGGAAGCAUAUCCAGAACAGCGGGCAAUGGCUGCAUUUGUUUUGGCUGUUAUUGUUGAUGGGCACAGACGGGGCCAGGAAGCCUGUAUUGAAGCUGAUUUAAUUCAUGUGUGCUUGAGGCACUUACGAGGAUCAGUGCCAAUUGAUGCACAAACUGAACCUUUGUUUCUUCAGUGGCUUUGCCUCUGCCUUGGAAAGCUGUGGGAAGAUUUCACAGAGGCUCAGAUGCUAGGUUUGCAGGCUGAUGCCCCCGCCAUAUAUGCUCCUCUACUGUUGCUGCCUCAACCAGAGGUUAGGGCUUCUGCUGCAUUUGCAGUGGCCACCUUGCUUGAUGUUGGCGGUGAUGUCUGCAGAGAUGGUGUUCAUGGAGAUGAUGAGUGUGAUGAUGAUGAAAAAGUUAGAGCUGAAGUUAAUAUUAUUAGAAGUCUAUUAAGCCUUGUGUCAGAUGGAAGUCCACUGGUUAGGGCGGAGGUUGCUGUAGCUCUGGCACGCUUUGCAUUUGGCCACAAACAGCACCUCAAGUCAAUGGCUGCCUCAUAUUGGAAACCUCAGUCUAAUUCUCUGCUCAAUUCAUUACCUUCUUUGGUCCAUGUAAAAGCUACAGGUAGCGGAUACAUCAACCCAAAUCAGUAUGUGCCACAUGCAAGUAUUGUUUCAUCUCAAAUUGGCCCUUUGACAAGAGUUGGUAGUGACAACCCAUCUAUGGUUCGAGAUGGAAGGGCAUCCACUAGUAGUCCUCUUACUACAGCUGGAAUCAUGCAUGGAUCACCUUUAUCUGAUGAUUCAUCUCAGCAUUCCAAUUCUGGUAUAUUGAAUGACAUUGUCAGCAAUGGGGCAGCAAACCAUUCAAGGCCAAAGCCACUAGAUAAUGAAUUAUAUUCCCAGUGUGUACUAGCUAUGUGCACUUUGGCCAAGGAUCCUUCUCCACGCAUAGCAAGCCUUGGUCGAAGUGUACUGUCUAUUAUUGGGAUUGAGCAAGUGGUGACAAAAUCUGUAAAUUCUGCUGGUAGUAGUGGACGCCCUGGCGAUCCAAAAACUUCAUCUCCAUAUCCAAGUGUUGGUGGGAUGGCUCGUUCAUCAUCUUGGUUUGACAUGAAUGCAGGUCAUCUACCAUUCAGAACUCCUCCUGUCAGCCCUCCUAGACCAAGUUACGUAACAGGAAUGCGUAGAGUGUGUUCUUUGGAUUUCAGGCCACACCUUAUGAAUUUUCCAGAUUCAGGAUUAGCAGAUCCUCUUCUGGGUUCUGUUUCAUCUUCUGGAGGCACAGAACGCAGUUUACUUCCUCAGUCAACCAUCUACAAAUGGAGUUGUGGUCACUUCUCAAAGCCACUUCUCACUGUGCCAGAUGAUACUGAAGAAAUUUUAGCUAGAAGAGAAGAGAGGGAAAAAUUUGCACUGGAGCACAUUGCAACGUGCCAGCACUCCUCUGUUAGCAACCUUAAAAAUAGAAUUGCUAAUUUGGAUACGAAGUUUGAAACUGGUACAAAGACAGCCUUGCUGCAGCCUUUCUCCCCAAUUGUGGUUGCUGCUGAUGAGAAUGAACGGAUUAGGGUAUGGAAUUAUGAGGAAGGUAACCUUCUCAAUGGGUUUGAUAAUCAUGAUUUUCCAAACAAGGGAAUUUCUAAGCUCUGUCUUGUAAACGAGCUUGAUGACAGUUUGCUUCUUGUUGCUUCAUGUGAUGGAAAUAUACGGAUUUGGAAAGACUACACUGUGUAUGGUAAGCAAAAGCUUGUCACUGCAUUUUCUUCAAUCCAAGGUCAUAAACCCUGUGUGGGGAGUUUGAAUGCUGUUGUGGACUGGCAACAACAAUCAGGAUAUCUGUAUGCUUCUAGUGGGAUAUCAUCCAUCAUGCUGUGGGACCUGGAUAAAGAGCAGCUUAUUCAUUCCAUUCCUUCGUCUUCAGAUUGCAGCGUCUCAGCAAUGUCUGCUUCUGAAGUUCAUGGAGGUCAAUUUGCUGCUGGUUUUGUGGAUGGAUCUGUCAAACUCUAUGAUGUCCGGAUACGUGAAAUGCUUGUUUGUGCUAGUCGGCCACACACUGAGAAUGUAGUAAAAGUUGUGGGGAUUGGCUUUCAACCUGGGCUUGAUCCUGGAAAGAUUGUCAGUGCAUCUCAGGCUGGUGACAUGAAGUUCCUGGAUAUGAGAAAUCUUAUGGAUCCCUAUCUCACGAUCAAGGCCCACAGGGGCUCACUCACAGCUUUAUCUGUUCAUAGGCAUGCCCCUAUUAUUGCCAGCGGAUCAGCAAAACAAAUUAUUAAAUUAUUCAGUCUAAAUGGUGAGCAAUUAGACUCCAUUACAUACCACCUAACCAUCAUGGGCCAGAAGAUCAGUCCUGUAAGCUGCCUCACCUUCCAUCCUUACCAAGUGCUCCUUGCUGCUGGUGCUACUGAUGCUCUAUUCUCAAUCUAUGCCGAUGACAACACUCAAGCAAGAUGAAAGCAUAUUUUCUUUUACCAGUCGACUAAGUUGUCAUUUUGGCAGCGGCUGCAGCAGAAGCACACAAUGUGAUGAGCUACCACGCCAACACCUCUAUGCAGAAACAUUGAUUUGGAAUCCUGAAUCUUGUGCAACAUAUUUCAUUAGCCUCCCGUGCUGAGGGUGUGAAGUCCUGCAUAUUGCAGGAGGGUCCUAGGGCUUUGGCAAAUAAUUUUUCUAUGGGUAUGGGUAUGGCCAUAUGGGCAAAAUGUGUGUAAAUAGCUUCUUUCCUCGGCUCAUCUUCUUUUCCUUUUGGUGUGCUCAUUGAUCCUUCCAUCCCUUUGUUCAUUUGUAAAAGCAGCACUCCUUGUCUUUACAUAAUUCAGAGCGUUGCAAACAGAGGUUGCUAAUCUGGUUAUCAUCCCCUGAAACGCAGGGGUUUAACUUGCUCACGUCUUUGUAUUUUAUUAGAGGUUUAUGUUUCGAUAGUCUUUUGUUAACCAUUGUAUAACCUGUAAUUAAUUUAUCGAGCUUGCCCCAUGUAAUCCCU
Messenger RNA from Populus euphratica (Euphrates poplar), 5123 nucleotides. RefSeq names its product regulatory-associated protein of TOR 1-like. The transcript is spliced from 23 exons. NCBI's taxonomy places the organism in Eukaryota, Viridiplantae, Streptophyta, Magnoliopsida, Malpighiales, Salicaceae. Gene Ontology annotation, biological process: positive regulation of cell growth; cellular response to starvation; TOR signaling. Bases 419 to 4594 code for a protein of 1391 amino acids. Gene Ontology annotation, molecular function: protein binding; protein-macromolecule adaptor activity. The record is from RefSeq and is a predicted model, not a curated record. Gene Ontology annotation, cellular component: TORC1 complex; cytoplasm.